AUGGCGAUAAUAUCGGCAAACACAAUGAUUCGCAGCAUAGCCUUGUUCCACAUCACACUAGCCGUGGUCCUGCUCAAGAAUCCCGCCUUGAUAUCAAAGCAAGGCGUCAUUGUGCUACUGGGAGAGUCAAUGCAACUCCCAACUCCCCGCGAUUUUAACAAACCCUCUGCAGCCACAGCCUUCAUAGCCAUGCUCUUCGCCUUCCUCGGUCUCAGCGACCUUACCGCCCUCUCCCUUCAUGAAGACGUCUUCGACCAGUUCUGGGGCCUCCAGGCGCCCGUACGUCUUCUCUUCCUCUUUGGCCUCACAGCAUACACGUAUAUAUUCAAAGAAGGCGGCAUGUUUGCGCCCAGGGGCAUGGACUUCAGGAUGAGUGCCGGCGCCCAUCUGAACAAUAGCUUUGUCUUCACUUUUGGCUUCAUGGAGGUUUCGGCUUGGUUUUGGGUGUUUGCUACGUUGAGGGAAGAGAGGACAGAGAAGGCGAAGAAGAUGGCCGAGAAGUUGGCCAAGGAGAAGGACGUGCUAUAG
Messenger RNA from Pyrenophora tritici-repentis Pt-1C-BFP, 528 nucleotides. Its product is annotated as Ilm1 domain containing protein. The record is from RefSeq and is a predicted model, not a curated record. NCBI's taxonomy places the organism in Eukaryota, Fungi, Ascomycota, Dothideomycetes, Pleosporales, Pleosporaceae.